Lagopus leucura (white-tailed ptarmigan) is the source of this 1724-nucleotide messenger RNA. RefSeq names its product WD repeat domain 76 (gene WDR76). The transcript is spliced from 13 exons. Gene Ontology annotation, biological process: regulation of DNA damage checkpoint. Gene Ontology annotation, cellular component: nucleus. Bases 1 to 1719 code for a protein of 572 amino acids. NCBI's taxonomy places the organism in Eukaryota, Metazoa, Chordata, Aves, Galliformes, Phasianidae. Gene Ontology annotation, molecular function: DNA binding; protein binding. The record is from RefSeq and is a predicted model, not a curated record.
AUGGCGGCGGAGAGCGGGACGGGAGCGGCGGAGCGCCAGGAGUUGUCGCCGCGCUCCCAGCAGCAGAUGCAGGAGCGCACCCCGCCGCCCCCCGCCGCGCCCCCCCCGGCCCCGCUGCCGGCCUCGCGCCGCUCCCCACAGCUCCGCGUGCUGCUGACGCCGCUUCCCGCGCCGGGCCGGCGGCUGCCCCAGAAGCGGCUGUUGGGCGCCUACGAUGAGGCGGCGGGGGGGGACGGGAAGCGGCGGCGCGCGGAGCCCUGCGACCCGGAGCGCGCGGACGGCGGGUCGGACGGCGACGCCGACAGCGACGGGACGGAGUUGGGACAGGAUGGGAGCCCGCAGCUGUCGGCGUACGAGAGGAAGCGGCUGAAGAACAUCUCCGAGAACGCCAAGUUCUUCGCUGCUUUGAAGCUGCACGAGUCAGCCGCAAGACUCCACCAAAUUGCAGCUAAAGGACCAUCUCACGUCACCAAGAGAGCGAAGCCCAAGAAGGCCGAGGGCAGCACAGUGCAGCGCAGGUCUAUGCGGCUCCAGAGGAUGCAGCCCCCAGAGGUCCCGCAGGUGGAGGCACCGGCGCAGGAGGAGGAAGAAUAUCCCCAGGUCCCCGCUGGACCGCUGCCCAUGGCCGUGGAUGAGCAGGAGAAGAGCAGUGAUACAGCAUUGCUGGGCACCUGGCUGCGGCUGAGCGAGAUGAACAGUAAUGACACUGAAAAGCCCACGUGCGACAUGAAGAGGUACCAGGCUGCCCUGAGCAGCAUGCUGCUGCGUGAGGAUGGCAUCAGGAAGGUGGUGAGCAGCCGUGUGUGCUCUGUGGCCAUCCACCCCUCGGAGAGCACCGUGCUGGUGGCAGCUGGUGACAAGUAUGGUCACGUCGGGCUCUGGGACGCUAGCUGUACAACCGAGGGAGGAGCGCUCGUCUUCACCCCACACAAUUUCUCCGUCAACUGCAUGCGCUUCUCGCCCUCCCACCCCGCACAGCUGCUGUCCCUGAGCCACGACUCCCUGCGCUGCGGGGAUGUCAGCAGGGGGGUGUUUGAUGAGAUAUGCAGAAGUGAGGACAGCCUCUCCUCCUUUGAUUUCCUGGAAGAUGGCGCCUGCACGGCCAUCGUGGGGCUCUGGGGUGGCACAGUGGCUGUGGUGGACAGGAGGACCCCGGGGACGUCACCAGAGCUCUCUGCAGACAUUGGCUUCAAAGUAACGAGGACGGUGGACGUGCACCCCGUGGACAAGCAGUACUUCCUUGCUGCUGGCUCUGUCGAUGUCCGUGUCUACGACGUCCGAUGGCUGCGGCGCAGUGGGAACAAAGCUGUGAGCACCCUGCAUGGGCACACCAAGAGCGUGGCCUCUGCCUACUUCUCACCCAUCAGCGGGCACCGCGUGGUCACGGUGUGUGCAGACGACAAGCUGAGGGUCUAUGACACCAGCUCUUUAUCGGCCACCUCUGCCCUGCUCAGCACUGUCAGGCACAACAACAACACGGGCCGCUGGCUGACGCGCUUCCGCGCGGUGUGGGACCCCAAACAGGAGCAGUGCUUUGUGGUGGGCAGCAUGGCACGGCCGAGGCAGAUCGAGGUGUUCCAGGACACGGGGGUGCUGCUGCACGCCUUCUGCAGCCCCGAGUGCCUGGGCUCCGUCUGCUCCAUCAAUGCAUUCCACCCCACCAGGAACGUCCUUGUGGGUGGCAACUCCAGCGGUCGCCUGCACAUCUUCAUGGAGUAGGGGAG